AUGGGUGGAAGUAAGAUUUGUCUCCGUGCCCGCCCCUCUCCCCUCUGCCCUCGCUCCCCUCUCUGCGCGCGGGCGCCCCGUGCAGAUGAUCCCUCGUUGUCCGGUGUGACCGGUUACAGGAGCGUCUCUUCGCCCGGUCACAUGUUGCAAAAAACGAGGAGCAGAAGCCACCGUGGUGCCCAGCUAGGGAGCGGCGGUGACUGCUGCCCGGGUGUCUCUGGAGAGAUCCCGAGGGCUUUUGGACACCCCGAUGCCUCGCAGGACACCCCAGGCGCCCGGUCGCGGAGCUCUCGUCAGGCCCAGGCUACCUUCGCCACUGAGCUCCGGACCCAGAAGCAGCUGGAGCUUAAGGUGGCAGAGCUGGUGCAGUUCUUGCUGAUUAAGGACCAGAGGAAGAUUCCCAUCAAGCGGUCGGGCAUCCUGAAGCACGUCAUCCGAGACUACAAGGACAUCUUCCCAGACCUGCUUAAGCUGGCUGCAGAACAGCUCCACUACGUGUUCGGGUACAAACUGGUGGAACUCGGACCCAAGAGCAACUCCUACAUUCUCGUCAACGCCCUGGAACCAGUGGACGAGGAUGGUGAAUUGAAAGGCUACCAGGGAACGCCCACCUCCGGCCUCCUGAUGAUUAUUUUAGGGCUCAUCUUUAUGAAUGGUCACAGCAUCCCAGAAAACGAUGUCUGGGAUUUUCUACGUCGUUUGGGGGUGUACCCCACCAAGAAGCAUUCAGUUUUCGGGGAUCCGAAGAAACUCAUUACUGAAGACUUCGUGAGACAACGUUAUCUGGAGUCCCGGCGGAUACCCCACACAGAUCCUGUGGACUGUGAGCUCCAGUGGGGUCCACGAGCAAAUCUGGAAACCAGCAAAAUGAAAGUCCUUAAGUUUGUAGCCAAAAUCCACAAACAAGAUCCCAAGGACUGGCCCACUCAAUAUUGUGAAGCUUUGGCAGACGAGCAGCGUAGGGUCAGAUCUGAGCCAAGUGACCCUGCUCCAAUCUCUUGAGGUGAAUGUCUGGGAUUCUCAGGCAUAAGCUGAAAGAAUAGGAAUAGGAACAUGACAGAAGGAGCAUAUUUCCACAACAAUUAAAAUGUAUUACCUUUAA
Arvicanthis niloticus (Nile rat) is the source of this 1102-nucleotide messenger RNA. The record is from RefSeq and is a predicted model, not a curated record. NCBI's taxonomy places the organism in Eukaryota, Metazoa, Chordata, Mammalia, Rodentia, Muridae.